Messenger RNA from Tilletiopsis washingtonensis, 870 nucleotides. RefSeq names its product RNA-binding domain-containing protein. The record is from RefSeq and is a predicted model, not a curated record. Bases 193 to 570 code for a protein of 125 amino acids. The transcript is spliced from 3 exons. Lineage: Eukaryota; Fungi; Basidiomycota; Exobasidiomycetes; Entylomatales. Gene Ontology annotation, molecular function: RNA binding.
ACCACACCACACCUCUCUUGCACUCGUCUGCUUCAGUUCCCGGUUCCGACCCGUCUGACUCGACCCGUGCCCUCUUCGCGCUCUCUCUCCCUCUCUCGUCUCGUCUCGUUCCGCGACUCGUCCCGUUUCGUCUCGUCUGCACGACCUCGCUCUCCGACCCCUAGUCUCGUUCUCUCUCCAAGCUUCGUCAUCAUGGCUGCCAAGGUUUACGUCGGCAACCUCUCGUGGAACACGACCGACGAUGGUCUCGCCCACGCCUUCUCGGCUUACGGCCAGCUCACUGACUACAUUGUCAUGAAGGACCGCGAGACGGGCCGCUCGCGCGGCUUCGGCUUCGUCACCUACGGCACGCAGCAGGAGGCCGACGCCGCCAUUGCCGCGCUCAACGAGCAGGAGCUCGACGGCCGCCGCAUCCGCGUCAACAUGGCCAACUCGCGCCCUGCCGGCGGCAUGGGCGGCGGCAUGGGCGGCGCCAUGGGCGGCUACGGUGGUGGCUACGGUGGUCAGUACGGUGCCGGAGGUGCUCCUGCCUCUGGCUUCGGCGGCUACGGUCAGUAUAACCCAGCCUAGCAGCCGGGACCGAAGGCCUGCGCCUUCUCUGCCGUGCAUCGCGCAAGCGGAGAGGCGCGGGUCCUUCGAACCUGUGCUGCCUGUGCCGGGCACCUUACAGCGCUGACACCCUUCUCGUCCACAGGCGGCCAGGGCGGCUUCGGCGGCCAGCAGCAGGGCUACGGCCAGCAGUCGUACGGCGCCCCGCAGGGCUACGGCCAGCAGGGCUUCGGCCAGGCGCCGCAGGGCUACGGCCAGGCUCCUCAGGGCUACGGCCAGGCCCCGCAGGGCUACGGCCAGCCCCAGCAGGGCUUCGGCGGC